Messenger RNA from Rasamsonia emersonii CBS 393.64, 765 nucleotides. RefSeq names its product chitosanase. Lineage: Eukaryota; Fungi; Ascomycota; Eurotiomycetes; Eurotiales; Trichocomaceae. Gene Ontology annotation, molecular function: chitosanase activity. The transcript has 4 exons. The coding region runs from base 1 to 765 and encodes 254 amino acids. The record is from RefSeq and is a predicted model, not a curated record.
AUGGUUUCCUCUAAGCCGAUCUCCCUCAAGACUAUUGUCACUCUGUCUCUCUCCGCUUUGCUUCUUUCCCUGCCUGCCACUGUCAGUGGCCGUGAUAUCCCGGCCAACCUCAAGUCAUUCUAUAACACUGUGAAGACGAAGGGAUGCUCUAAGCCAUUCAAGAGUGGCUUUGGAGAUGGCCAAGGCAACUCUGGCUUUGCCUACUGCGCUGACUACAAGGAUCAUGGCCUCAUCUACCUCACCGGCCCCAAGGAGCUCGCUGACAUGGAUGUCGACUGUGACGGCGCCAACAACAAGGGAGGCAAAUGCUCCAAUGACCCCUCGGGUCAAAGCCAAACUGCCUUCCAGGACAUCGUCAAGACGUAUGGAAUUAAGGACCUCAAUGCCAACAUCCACCCCUACGUCGUCUUUGGCAACGAGGACUCCAGCCCGUCCUUUAAGCCGCAGAGCGUUGGCAUGAAGCCGCUGAGUGUUAUGGCAGUCGUGUGCAAUAACAACUUGUUCUACGGCAUCUGGGGUGACACCAACGGUGGCACCGACACUGGCGAGGCCGCUAUCUCGCUGGCAACCGCGUGCUUCCCCAACGAGGACAUCAGCGGCGACAGCGGCCACACUCAGCACGACGUCCUGUACCUGGGCUUCCUUAACGCUUCUUCUGUGCCUGGCAAGGACGGCGCCAAGUGGGACGCCAAAUCGUUCGAAGAGUUUGAGCAGUCGAUUGCCAAGCUUGGUGACUCGCUGGUUGCGAUCGUGCCGAGCAAAUAA